Molecule: messenger RNA, 953 nt
Organism: Penicillium canescens
Lineage: Eukaryota; Fungi; Ascomycota; Eurotiomycetes; Eurotiales; Aspergillaceae
Product: p24 family protein
Exons: 4
Coding region: 115-726 (203 amino acids)
Biological process (GO): endoplasmic reticulum to Golgi vesicle-mediated transport; intracellular protein transport; protein retention in ER lumen
Cellular component (GO): COPII-coated ER to Golgi transport vesicle; Golgi apparatus; endoplasmic reticulum-Golgi intermediate compartment
Source: RefSeq, a predicted model, not a curated record
CGAAGGCGGAGCGCUGUUUAUUUGACAUGGUCCGAGCGUCACGAAUUGACACCUUGCGCGUUAACAACCCGAUUCACAGAUUCACACCUCACCUCGAUCCAUCACACCGUCACAAUGCGCUUCUCAGCAACAACUAUCCUAGUAACCACGCUGGGGUACCUCAGCGCCGCUACCGCACACACCAUCCCGCUCAAGGCCCAUUCACGAGAAUGCUUCCACGAGAACCUGCACCGCGAUGAUGUGAUGACUGUUACCUUCCAGGUUGGAGACCGGGAGUUUGGAGGAAGUGGAAACCUCGAGAUUGAUUUCUGGGUCGAGGAUCCCCUGAGGAACCGCCAGUACUUCAAGCAAGCCGUUUCAUCCGAAGACUACUCGUUCACCGCACAGGCCGACGGCAAAUACAACUACUGUUUCAGCAACGAGGGCUGGACUUCCAACUCCAAGGAGGUUUCCUUCAACGUUCAUGGAAUCGUCUACGUGCCUGAAUCUGAAAUGUCGCAGGAUCCCCUCGAGGCCGAAGUUCGCAAACUCUCCGAAGCGUUGACACAGGUCAAGGACGAGCAGUCGUACAUUGUGGUGCGUGAGCGGGUACACCGCAAUACGGCCGAGAGCACCAACGGCCGUGUGAAGUGGUGGAGUAUGUUCCAGCUGGCGGUUGUAAUUGGGGAGGGUGUGUUCCAGGUGUGGUGGCUCAAGAGAUUCUUCGAGGUCAAGCGUGUGGUCUAAUUUGGACUUGUCGUUACUUCGGAUUGAAUAUCUUUUUUUCUGUGUUGGACGAUUAUGUGGUGGAUUUGAACAUGCUGGGCUUCCCAGUGCAAUUCACCAAGAAAUUUAUCACGUUUUCACGCUAUGGUGUCAUGCGAUCUUCCUUAGUCUACAUAAUAUAAACCUGUACUACUACCUGGGCGCAGUGAACGGGUGAUCUUUGGGUUGUAGAUGUGCAGUCUAUAAAG